AUGAAACUCAAGCUGUCCACCAAGCCCGUGGAUCCUAAUGCGCCGCCAUCGGUCCCGCCUACACCCUCUGCUGCCACUCCCAGCACUGGCGGCUUCAAACUUAAGAUUAAGAACUCGCAACCACCGACUCCUCAGAACGAAUCCACUCCCUCGCAGCCUCCUCGUACGGAUCAGUCAGUCAUCACUGCUCUACCGAGGAAGAUAAAAAAGCCGAAGCAACCCACCGACGAUGCUACUAAGAAGCGCUCCGCCCAAGAUGACAUCUCGCCCGCCCCCAAACGACCCACGAUCAACACUCAGCUCCCCGCAAAGAAACGCUUCUCCAUUAAGCUCGGAAGCGGAGGAGGUGCAGCACUAGAGUCGGCUUCAUCAACACCAACCUCUGCUCGCAUCAAGCUGUCAGCGAACGCGAGAAAGCAGAGCGCCGGUCCCAAAUCAAUCUCGAUUGUCUCUCGCAAAUAUGUGCCCAAGCGACCCGUCGGUGUUGGCUACGAUUCGGAAGCCAGCGAUGCAGAAGACGAUCCAGCUAUUGAGCAGCAGUGGGUUCUGCGCAUGGAGCCCGGUCCCGAUUGCGACUAUCUCCGCGAAGCCAUCACGAACAAGACACUCGGCGAGAAACCAGAUGCAGGCGGUGCCUAUGUCAACAUCAAGUUCCUGGACAAGGAUCUACGACGUGCCAUGGUGACGGUCAAUAAGACAAACUAUGCCGCUGUAAUGGUUGAUCUGCCUUGUAUCAUCGAAGGAAUGAAGAGUUGGGACAAGAGAGGAUGGUGGAAGGUUGCCGACAUCUGCCAGAUGCUGCUAGUUUUGGGUCCCACCGAAGGCGAAACGACAGCCAAGUACGCUCCUCUACCGCGCGAAGUUGAUAAGAACACAUUCGCCUAUGCACACGGAUUGACGCCUCCAAUGCACUGGGUGCGUAAGAGGCGCUUCAGACAACGCGCCAGCUAUAAGUCUGUUGAACACGUUGAUGAUGAAGUGGAGCGUUUGAUCAAAGCAGACGAACUAUGCGAGAAAGCUGGGGGUACCGUCAAGUACGACAUUGUCGACAACGAUGCACCCGAUCCGCAAGACCAAGGAGACCAAGACAUGGACUACUACGACGAUGACGACCCGACCGAUUAUAGAACAACGACCGAGGACGCCUACGGACAAGCCUACACAACAGAGCCCAUGCAAGAGGAAGAAGACGACGAAGAUCUGGAGGGUAUGCUGGGAGCUGCUCUAUUCGACGAAGACAUGACCGACGCACCGCCGUUACCACCUGCAGAUGCAGCAGCCUCGAUGAGCGCUGUGCAAACCACCAUGGCAGAAGCAGAACCAGAAACCGAGGCGCCAACACCAGCCGCGUCUGCCGAAACUCCUGCCCCAGUCCAAGAGGCUUCCAGCGACGAGGACGACGAUUCCGAAGAAUCCGAUGAAGACGAAGAUGAAGGUCCAGACGCCAUUGAUGAGGAAAUGGUCGCAGAGCAGGCUGUACAGGCCCAAGUCCGCGAGGAAAUCGAGGACUUGGAGAGGGAGGUCGCAAACGCGCGCGCUAACGUCGAGCGCUCUAUGAAUCCCAUGCUCAGGCAGCGUAACAUCAACAAGCUGCAAAGUCUGGAGAGCGAACUCGCCAUGAAGCGCAGGAACUUUGGCAUGGAGGUUGAUGACGACGAAGACAAUGCCGAGUAA
Molecule: messenger RNA, 1674 nt
Organism: Aureobasidium subglaciale EXF-2481
Lineage: Eukaryota; Fungi; Ascomycota; Dothideomycetes; Dothideales; Saccotheciaceae
Exons: 1
Coding region: 1-1674 (557 amino acids)
Biological process (GO): RNA polymerase II preinitiation complex assembly; transcription initiation at RNA polymerase II promoter
Cellular component (GO): transcription factor TFIID complex
Molecular function (GO): RNA polymerase II general transcription initiation factor activity
Source: RefSeq, a predicted model, not a curated record